AAGGUAUUUUCAUUUCCAUUCUCUCUUUCAUUUCUAUGCGAAAUUAUUGUUUGAACUCCGAGAAUCCUGAUUAGAACCCAUAAUUUUUCUCUGUUUUCCUAUUGUUGCCAUGGUAUUGCCCAGAAUCUUAAAGAAGGUAUCCAAAUUAUCUAAUAUGAUAGCUCAAGUCAAUCAUUUUCUUGUUCUUUCUCCUAUGGUCUGUGAAAAAUCCAAUCCUAUAUGUAACCCUUUUUCCAUUUCGUUUAAAAUUCGGUGCUUUUGCAGUAUUAGACUAACCCACAAUCUCAAAUUCUCCUGUUCUUGUUCAACUCAGUCACAUAGUUCUUUUUCUGGUAUCCCUGUCUCUCGUACUGCUAGAACCGAGGCUCAAGAUGUGCUAUUUGAGUACUUACAUUCCACUCGGAGCUUAAGCAUAACAGAUGCUGAGUAUAUUAGCAAGAAUUCACCUAAUUUCCUUCAAAAUUUGCUCUCCAAGAUUGAUACCGAGAAAGAUGUUACAAGGUCCUUAAAUAAAUACCUUAUGUAUAAUCCAAUCAACGAAUUUGAGCCAUUCUUUGAGAGUUUAGGUUUGUGCCCAUCUGAGCUUUCUUCGUUGCUUCCACGGCACUUGAUUUUUUUGAGUGAUGAUCAUGUCUUGCUCGAGAAUUUCCAUGUUUUAUGCAAUUACGGGAUUCCUCGCAUUAAGAUUGGCAAGAUGUACAAGGAAGCAAGAGAGAUUUUCAUAUAUGAAUAUGGUUUGUUGGAUUCGAAACUUCUAGCCUAUGAAAAGUUGGGUCUAAGUAAAAGCACGGUUAUUAAGCUUGUUAGUUGUUGCCCAUCUCUACUGAUUGGUGGAGUUGACAAUGAUUUUGUUAAUGUACUCAAGAAUUUACGUAGGCUAGGGAUAGGUAAUGAUCGCAUUGGUGGGUAUUUUUCCUGCAGGGAUUCUUACAACUGGAAAAGAAUUCUUGACACAAUGGAUUUUCUUGAUAAAGUGGGUUAUAGAGAGGAACAGUUGUGUAAUUUGUUUAAAACAAAUCCUCUAUUAGUACUUGAAGGUUCUGGGAAGAAGGUUUAUGUAUUGUUUGGCAGGUUGCUCAAAUUGGGUAUAGAUAUGAAUGAGGUUUAUUCUUUGUUUGUUCAAAACCCACAAAUCUUGUCAGCUAAGUGUGAAAAGAAUCUUUUGCGGGCACUGGAUAUUUUUAUCUACAUUGGAAUGGGAGUAGAAGAAAUUGCAAACAUUGUAUCUAAUCAUAUGGAACUUCUGUGUUCAUGUUCUUUGAAAGGACCUAAAACUGUAUGUAAGGACUUAGACAUUAAGAAAGAUAGUUUAUGCCAAAUCAUAAGGCAAGACCCAAUGAAGUUCUUCAGCUUAGCUUCUAAGUCGAAAGUCAGAAGCAGCAAACAGAUAGUGUCUGAGGAUCAUAGUAAAAAGAUGGAGAAAACAGCAUUCUUAUUGAGAUUAGGAUAUGUUGAGAACUCAGAUGAAAUGAUGAGAGCUCUAAAAAAGUUCCGAGGUAGAGGGGAUCAAUUACAAGAGAGGUUUGAUUGCCUGGUACAAGCUGGUUUGGACUACAAUUCUGUCUCAAGCUUGAUUAAACAAGCUCCAAUGGUGCUUAACCAGACCAAAGAUGUAAUUGAAAAGAAGAUUGACUGCCUGGCAAAUUGCUUAGGCUAUCCACUUGCAGCAGUGGUGCCAUUCCCGGCAUAUUUAUGCUAUGAUAUGGAAAGGAUUAAUCAUAGAUUUAGAAUGUAUGUGUGGCUGCGAGACAGAGGUGCUGCAAAGCCGAUGUUGUCCUUGAGCACUAUUCUUGCAUGUUCAGAUACAAGAUUUGUAAAAUAUUUUGUGGAUGUCCAUCCAGAAGGUCCUGCUAUGUGGGAAAGUAUAAGGAAUGCAUCAUCUUCAAGCUAAAGCUUAAUUUUAAUUUGUGUACAAGUGAUUUUAUGCUGCUUUUCAGAUUGAUGCCAUUGCUCUACCAUAAAUUUUAGAUGCCAUUGCCAAGUAUUUUUGUUUGCUUUCUGUACUUUCUAUUGAACUCUUUGAUAAAAAGGUAUUAUAUUUUUCUUUAUUA
Molecule: messenger RNA, 2051 nt
Organism: Hevea brasiliensis (rubber tree)
Lineage: Eukaryota; Viridiplantae; Streptophyta; Magnoliopsida; Malpighiales; Euphorbiaceae
Product: transcription termination factor MTEF18, mitochondrial
Exons: 1
Coding region: 110-1891 (593 amino acids)
Biological process (GO): regulation of DNA-templated transcription
Molecular function (GO): double-stranded DNA binding
Source: RefSeq, a predicted model, not a curated record